AUGCUCUGGACUGGCAGGAUGAGGCUGGGGACCUUCAGGAUCUUGCUAAUCCUUGUCCACACAGUAGCAGCCUGUGACUUUGGGCCCUUCCCUUACCGUGUCACGGGGAUCGUCUGCAGGAUGACCAAACCUGCGGCAUUGCUGUUGAACCAGGAAACGGCACAGGUCAUUCAAACAGCAUUCAGAAAUGCCAAAUUCCCAAAUAUCACCGGGGAAAGAUCCAUGCGGCUCCUUGGCAAGGUGGCUUAUGAGCUGACUCACAUCCAGGUGAAUGGCUUGUCCAUAGAGCAGAGCGAAGUGGAUCUCAAGGAGAACGAUGCCAUUCACAUUGCCAUCAAAAACGUGACAGCCUUCUUCAAAGGGACUCUGACCUACGGCUACGCUGGGGCCUGGUUUUUGAAGCUUUUUCAUUCAGUUGAUUUUGAAAUCGAGUCUUCCAUUGACCUCCAGAUAAACAUUAAACUGAUGUGCCAGAAGGACCAAGUGGCUGCUGAUGCCUCAGACUGCUACCUGACUUUCCACAAACUUAAGCUUCACCUCCAAGGAGACAAAGAACCGGGCUGGCUGAAGCAGCUCUUCACAGAUUUUAUCUCCUUCACUUUGAAGCUUGUUCUCAAGAGUGAGGUGUGCAAUGAAAUCAAUUUUCUUGCCCAGGUGCUGGCAAAUUAUGUACAUGAUUUAGCAGCAAAUUUUGUCCAGGAUAAGGAUAUCUCUGUUGAUAUCUCCCUUGCAUCAGCUCCUUUAAUAAAAGCAAAUUACAUAGAAUCACAUCACAAGGGCCUUGUCCUGUACAAGAACUACUCCGAUGUCUUCAGUGACUCUGUUUUCUCCCCGUCGCUGCUGACUGAGUCUCGAAUGCUCUACUUCUGGCUGUCCGAACACAACCUCAACUCUUUGGCUUUGGCAGCGUUCUUAGAUAAGCGCCUGGUGUUGACCUUCAGAGGGGAGAAGUUGCAGGCGCUGUUUGAAAUAGAAGACACAGAAGCGCAGCGGAAGAUGGUGCAGAUGAUUUUUCAAGGCACCUCCUACAAUGACUCUGUGGCCAAGGUGUGGAGUCUCGCCCACCCCCAAAUCUCUCUUCAGCCUGAAGGGACAGUUGUGAAGUCCUUGGUAGCAGCGGAGGUCAGCGUCUUUCCUGCAGGAGAAGAGUCUCUGAUGGUUCUGUACAUGGAGAAGGAAAUCACAGUCACUAUCCAAGCUGCCUAUGAGGAAAAGAAGCUCAUUUUGCAUGCUUCGGAUUCCAGCAUAGACUUUAAAGUCUUUAAAUGCACAGCUGAUCCAAGUGGGAAUGACCCAUCCAUAAGAAACUUCCUGCAGACAAUAAUCUCGGUUGCUGGGAUCCCAGAAGUGAUUUCAAGGAUCCAGCUAGCUUUGACUUCACUGAUGAACAGCAAAGGGCUUCAUCUGUUUGAGAUCAGAAAUCCUGAGAUCAUCACAAGAAAGGGAUAUGUAAUUGUACAACUUGACUUUAGCUUCCCGAAUCAUUUGCUGCUUGAUUUUCUUGAGAAAAGAUUAUAGAAUUGAUCUCUUCAUAAAGGAGUAUAGGAACUUGUGUACAAACAGAAAGAUUGUUUGUGAACCAAUUAAAAAAACAGCUGAUUUAAAUCAACUUCAGUUGAAUUUUCUUUCCUUUGCCUGAGAAACACUCCAGUUUCUGUGCAAUU
Molecule: messenger RNA, 1664 nt
Organism: Athene cunicularia (burrowing owl)
Lineage: Eukaryota; Metazoa; Chordata; Aves; Strigiformes; Strigidae
Gene: CETP
Product: cholesteryl ester transfer protein
Exons: 16
Coding region: 1-1518 (505 amino acids)
Biological process (GO): triglyceride metabolic process; high-density lipoprotein particle remodeling; very-low-density lipoprotein particle remodeling
Cellular component (GO): high-density lipoprotein particle
Molecular function (GO): triglyceride binding; cholesterol binding; cholesterol transfer activity
Source: RefSeq, a predicted model, not a curated record